AUGGCGCCUUCGAAUUCAUCGCCUGACACCUCGAUAUCGUCGCGCACACUUUCGAUUGGCUCCGCGCAGCCCACCGCCAUGGAGCUCAACUCGACCAGCCCUUCUACGAGCCUGCUAGCCAGCCCCGUCGCGUUCCUCCAGCCUACCGUGCAGCUGAAUGCCGCCUUCCUUGCUGCUGCGAAACGAUACUUAGAUCCUGUCGCUGCCGGCGUGAGCGAGUUGCAAAAACAACGCCAGCAAGAGGAGCGCAAGAAGAGGAAGCGAGGAGAGGGGUACGACGGGGACAUGCGGGUGCUGCACUUGAAGAAGGUGCACCUCGACGGCUUUGGCGUAAACCAAGUCUUCGAACAAACCCGCAAAAUCGUCGAGGCUGCGACUGAGGAAAUCGAGCUUUCUCUGCCAGACUCAGACGAUGACGUCGUGGCAGUGGGCGGCGAGGACGGCGAAGAAGAGCCGUCGGACCCGGAAGGGCAAUACCACACUGAUUCGGACAUGGGCGAAGAGGGAGUGGACUACGAGGUCGAUGGCGUAGACGACGACGAGGAUGCUGUGCCCUCAGACGAAGAGCCAGCUGACGGGGAAGAUCUCGAGAUGGAACAUGGAGAGGAGGGAAUCUUUUCUGACGAGGAAGGGUCGGAUGAAGAGCCUGCCGCAGAAUACCAGCCAGAUCCGAACGGUCUCAACGAUGGCUUUUUCUCCAUUGACGACUUCAACAAGCAGUCUGAGUUCUUGGAGCAACAAGACGCACGCGGUGAAGCUGCUGACAGCGAGGACGAGGAGGUCGACUGGACAACGGACCCUAUGGCAGCAGGUGCUGGCAAUGCUGGGCUUGGUGGCGACGAGUCGGGAGACGAAUCAGACGAGGGCGGCCCAACGUUUGGCAAUGUGGACAUUAAUGCGCCUGAGGGUGACAGCGACGAUGAUGAGGACUUCGACGAAGGCGAUCUUGAUGGCAUGGACGAUGGCAUGAACGCUAACAAUGUCAUGUACGCUGACUUCUUCGCACCUCCUGCGCAGAAAGCCGGCAAAAACAAGAAGAAGCGAGGGCGCCCGAAUCCACACAACUUUCCUGCAAAGACAGCGGCCGAUGAGGAGCAAGAAGAGAACGCAGAGAUGGAAAACGCCAUGGCGAGAGUGCACCGCGAUCUGUUCGAGGACGAUGACGAGGCUGAAAGCGAAGCCGCCCUUUCAGAUGUUGACCCCUCAGAUCCCAAAUCGAGAAAAUCGACACACGAACGGAGACAAGCAAAGCUGCGAGAGGAGAUCCGCAAGCUGGAAGCCGCCAACGUAGCAAAGCGACAAUGGCAGCUGUCCGGCGAAGCCCGUGCCAUGGAUCGUCCCCUCAAUUCGCUCCUCGAGGAGAACCUCGAGUUCGAACGCGCCGGCAAGCCUGUGCACGUCGUCACAGCCGAGCUCUCCGAGGAUAUCGAAGCCUUGAUCAAGCGCCGCAUUCUCGCUGGCGAAUUCGACGAGGUUCACCGCCGCCGCCCUGACGACCUAGCUACUGGCCCUGUUCGCCGUGGCAGAGUCGAGCUCGACGACACAAAAGCCAAGCAAGGUCUUGCUGAGAUGUAUGAAGAGGAGCACCUUCGCGCCAACGAUCCGAACUUCGUUGAUGCGCGCGACGAGAAACUGAAGAAAGAGCAUAAUGAAAUUUCUGCUCUAUGGAAGUCGCUCAGCGCAAAACUCGACAGCUUGAGCUCCAGUCACUUUAAGCCCAAGCCUGCCGCACCCAACCUAGAGAUCCGCGUCGACGCGCCUGCAAUCGAGAUGGAAGAUGCGCGCCCCACAGCCGGCAGCGACGUCGCCGGUGCAUCGAUGCUCGCACCGCAAGAGGUCUACAAGCCCGGCGACGAAGAAAACAAGGCCGAGAUCGUCACUAAGAGCGGGAUGCCACUGUCAAGAGAAGAACUUUCGAGAGAAGAAAAGGCGAGCAGGAGAAGGAGGGACAAAGAGAGGAGCAAGAAGGCUGGCCUCAACAAGCCUAAGGCGACGAAGGAGGAAAAGGGUAAGAAGGCAGGGAGGGGAGAGAAGAAGCAGCUUGUCAGUGAUUUAAAGAAGGGUGGUGUGCAAGUCAUUGGGCGGAAGGGUGUGAUUACGGACGUGGAAGGCAAGGAUGUCAAGGAGGCAGCUAAGAGGGGCGCUGGAAGCUUUAAGCUCUAG
Ascochyta rabiei is the source of this 2163-nucleotide messenger RNA. RefSeq names its product U3 snoRNP protein. The transcript has a single exon. NCBI's taxonomy places the organism in Eukaryota, Fungi, Ascomycota, Dothideomycetes, Pleosporales, Didymellaceae. Gene Ontology annotation, cellular component: Mpp10 complex; small-subunit processome; nucleus. The coding region runs from base 1 to 2163 and encodes 720 amino acids. The record is from RefSeq and is a predicted model, not a curated record. Gene Ontology annotation, biological process: rRNA processing.